GUUCAGUUCACGCGCAACCGUUGACGGAGGCACGCGUCAACACUUUCGUUCAGAAUAAAUCGAAUUAAAAUAAUUUAUUAAGUCUUAUCUUAUAAAUUAACUAAAGAAUUCCAUUUCUUGUUGGAAAUUCUUUUCAGUGUAAAAUUUUUCAUUGAAAAUAAGUCAGUGAGUGCUGAACGUCGCGUGGAUGUUAACUAGCCGGCGUUACGAAGCAUUCCAAAUUAAUUCGAAUUGGUCAAGGUCCGUAAGAGAGAGAUUGACGUAUUGGUGCUGAUUUGUGGGCAUUCGUCUAAGGAUCACGUGUGCAUAGGAUCAUAAGUCAAGAUGGUGGUGAGGGUAGCAACAGAUGAGCGGCCUUUUGAGAGUCCUUCUUCGGAUGAGAGUGGGCUCGGGAGAAGCGACUCUCCAAGCGAAAACACUGAACCAGAAGCAGCAUUGGUGGUUCCUCCAGAUGGAGGCUGGGGCUGGGUAGUGGUGGGAGCGUCUUUCAUGUGCAAUGUAUUAGUUGAUGGCAUCAUAUUCUCUGGAGGUCUGUUGUCCUCUGCCAUCAAGGAUGAUUUUAAGAUUAGUGAAGGAAAAGUGGCUACUGUGAAUUCUCUACUGGCUGGCUUCUACUUAUUGGCUGGACCUUUCGUGUCGGCACUAGCUAACAAGUAUGGAUUUCGCGUCGUAACAAUCAUCGGAAGUUUGAUUUCGAGUUUUGCAUUCGCUGUCUCCUACUACGCAACCAGCGUAGAAUAUCUUUAUAUCAUCUACGGUAUAAUGGGAGGUAUUGGACUAUGUAUGAUAUAUAUGCCUGCGGUGCUGACUGUUGGUUUCUACUUUGAAAAGUGGAGAGGUCUAGCCACUGGCUUAGCACUUUGUGGUUCCGGAGUAGGCACUUUCGUUAUCGCCAUCUUAACUAAUAAACUAAAUGAAAGCUUGCAAAAUUGGAGACUUAUUGUGCUCAUACAUGCAGCCAUGUUACUCCUAUGCAUCCUCUUUGGUUCUCUAUUCCGGCCGAUCAAACCAGUCCGCGUGACAUUAGCCGACGAACAAGAUGAAGAAGAUACUGCAAGACGUCACGAGGAGGCCGUCGAAAAACUUAACUCCAUGAUCAAGUUACACAGCAAACUCGAUUCUGGAAUUUGCAUGCCUCCAGAAAUGAAGUUUACAAACAAAGUAAGCCCUCAUACUUGGAUGGGCGUGCCUAAUAACACACGUUACCCGACUGCCGAAGAGGUAUUCCGUGGCAGUAACUCGCAUUUGAGCAAUUCACACGCCGGUAGACGAUCGUCAGCGAAUGCUGGAGCUAUAAAGAAUACACUUGGAAACAAACCUAUGUUCAUCGAAAUGCCAGUCGCUGAGAAAGAUGAACAAGAGGAUUCAAACGGUAACAUCGACAACACUGAGCCCCUUAUUGGAGCUGCUGUGAAAGUCGUCCCCACACAGAACCGUUUCCAUCAACGUCGUUCUCAUGCUGAUUUAGUGGCCAGACCCUUGUACCGGGACGAUAUUUUCUUUGGAGCCAGUUUGACGCGAUUGCCUCAAUAUACAUCUAGAACUUCGCUUGGAUACCAUCUCGCAGUAACGCACGUUCCUACAAAAGAAGACGCUCAAGAGGAAUCUUCGGGAAAAUGUCGUUUCUGCCCUGAAGCCGUGAAAAGGACAUUGGCUACCAUGUUAGACGUCAGUCUAUUCCGAUCACCGACCUUUGUCAUCCUUGCUCUAAGUGGAUUUUUCACAAUGUUAGGCUUCUUCGUUCCGUACAUGUACAUACAGAGACGAGGUGAAAGUAACGGUAUGAAUAAAGCAAUCGCCGGUUGGCUUAUAUCCGCCAUAGGAAUAUCGAACAUAGUUGGUCGUGUGAUGUGUGGAUUUCUAUCGUCGAUGCCGAAGAUAUCCCCUUUGUGGUUGAACAACAUCGCCAUCUCUGCCGGUGGGAUUGCAACUAUGAUGAGCGGACUGUACUACGACAGCGUUUUCCAAUUUGCCUAUUGCGCCAUCUUCGGACUGGCUGCUGCGUGCUUCGCCUCUCUCCGUUCGAUUUUGGUAGUGGAGUAUAUUGGACUAGAACAGUUGACCAACUGUUUCGGGCUAUUCCUCCUGUUCCAAGGGUUUGGUGCUGUGUUGGGAGUGCCUAUUGCAGGCAUGCUCUAUGACCUGACCCUUAGUUACGAUAAAUCGUUCUACGUGUCCGGUGCAUUCCUGUUGUUGUCUGCGGUUAUGUGUUAUCCUGUGGAUGCGAUCAGCAAAUGGGAGAAGUCUCGCAAAGUACACAACUCUUCACCGACAGCUUGAGCCUCAAGCAAGAACUCCAUUAUAAAAAGACUUUAGUGCCAAAACGUGAAUGGCAAUAAUCGUGUAAACUACCCAAAACAUUAAUGCAAGAUUCAAAAAUAAUUAACAUACGUUCAAUUUUUAGCCAGAAUGUUCAACGAAAGCGAGUAAUAAUAAUGAAAAUCAUGUUGGUUCGUUUUCUCCGCAAUUAAAACUUUUCCCAGAUUUAGAAUGCGAAUAACGUUACGUGGAUCGCAAAUUAGAACGUUUUAUGGGUCCGUCGUGUAAGCGAGCUUGUAUAUUCGUCGCGUGCGUUGAAUGGUUAAUGAUCCACGGCGCUGUAUGAAUGCCUAGGUAGGUAGGUAGGUACCGAUUACUCUUGUAUUCAUGAAUGACCAUUCGCAGCGUUUGGAUUGGCUAUUUUUAGAUGUGGUUUUCGACGCGUUCGUUCAUGAAUAUGAGUCGUAUGAGUUGCUCUUGCAAUAUAAUAAUAGUACAAAAAAAAAAGAUUUCGAAUUUAUCUACAAAACUAUUCGAUUAAUUUGAAAUUUUAUAAUGAGAUACAUUCCCGACUGGACACUUCGACAAAACGAGCAAUGAUUCGGUUAAGUCAUUUUUAUGCAUUUAAAUAUAUAUUUAGAAGUUUAAAAGUACAAAGAAUCGAGUAGUAGAGUUUAGUUUAGCGGUUUUGUCGAAGGUAAGACCCGAGAUGAUCUGAAGCCAAAAUGUACUUUAAUUAAAUUAUAUAAUGUGUGUGCCUAAUUUUAUACUUAAAAAUAGGGCAUAAUGCUCUUUGUAAUUUAAUAGUAAGCUAUCUUACAAGUACCUAAUGUACUCGCGUGUAAUACGAAUUUGCUUAACACGUUGUAAUUAUAAUCAGUUGUGCCUUAUGUUUGAAGUGAUACCUAAUUACUUAUAUAAAAUAGAAAUUAGUUUAUAAAUAUUGUUAAUGUUUUAAUUUUUUAAAUGGAAUCUGUUGUUCCGAAUGCCCUUUGUACUUUAUUUGCAUUAAUGAAAACAUGUAAAUUAGUUUUAAAUGUUUGUUUAGUUUUUAAUUCGACAACUGUGGCUGUGGUCAUUAGAUUACGUUUACAUUUGUAAAUAAUAAAUCAUAGUCGUUUUCUUAAUUAGCAUCUCCAAAAAAUAUUGAUCAAUAAAUUAAAAAAUGAAUUUCUUUAAAACUAAAUAAACUUUCAUCAAUUAUUCAUCCAGUUUCAAUAAUCAAAGGUAAAUUAAUUAAAAUGUUUUAGUGGUUUAUUUCUCAGAAGAGAUCAGUUAAUAAUGUUCGAAAUUUUCAUGUCGUCUUAAUUAUAUUUGUAAAGAUGGGCAAAUCAACGUUAGAUUUAAUAUCA
Molecule: messenger RNA, 3611 nt
Organism: Bombyx mandarina (wild silkworm)
Lineage: Eukaryota; Metazoa; Arthropoda; Insecta; Lepidoptera; Bombycidae
Product: monocarboxylate transporter 14
Biological process (GO): monocarboxylic acid transport; transmembrane transport
Molecular function (GO): monocarboxylic acid transmembrane transporter activity
Source: RefSeq, a predicted model, not a curated record